UCCCUCACCUGUUCUUGUUCACCUGCAGAACAGACCUCACAAGUUUGCACAGAACCAACAGAACGAUGGACUCAACAACUGAAGUUUCCUCAAUGCUGUCGGCCUUGACUCUGCAUUCCGCAGAGUUCAAGCUCGACGAUGAAGCUCUACAGAAAGCCAGUCAGAUACUUGGCAUUAUCAAUAGAUACCGUACCCCGAUGCCUGCCAAUGAGAAGGAUCGUUCAGAUGAGGGUAACUUCAAGUUUCUCUCUAUCAUAUACGGAAAGGUCCGGGCUCAAGAGCCUAUACAAAUGAUUUUACCCGCCUUCCCUUUCAAGUCGCCGAACCAGAAGAAUAAAACUCUGGGAUAUCUUCCAGACAAGGGCGAAGACGUAUCGCUCGCUCACUUGAAUGGUUUGUGUAAAGCCAUCGGUGAAACCUAUGCGCCAGGAGCCAAGCUUACAAUUGCCUCUGAUGGCCUGGUGUACAAUGAUAUCUUGGAAGUACGGGACAGUGUGGUUUGGAAGUAUGGUCAGGCGUUGAGACGUCUAGUAGCGGAGAAGGAGUACGAUCAUAUCGAGUUUGUCAGGCUUCGCAACCUCAUCCAUUGGAAUGAGGAUAUUAUUCUAGACAGCGCGACCUAUGAGGCACUCGCUCCACAUUUCCGUCAGAAACUCAUCGAUCAUUACACACCAUUAGGCUUUGACGUCGAUGAGAAGAUCAAGUCUGAUGACGACGUCUGCACUACGUACAGGGGCUACAUCAAGUUCCUAACCAAAGACCUUGAACUCGUCUUUGAAAAGAAUAUCAGCCUUUCGAAGAAAAAGCAUAAGACGAACGUGGGAAAGAUAGCCAAGACGAUGAUCGGACGAGGAGUAGCGUUCGCAGAGGCAAUUCGUAAAAACUUUCCCAACUACGUCCGCCUAUCCAUUCACCCUUCAAAUGGCUCAAACAAAAUCUCCAUCAACGUCUUACCUCUAACUUCGUCACCUAUCACGCCGUGGCAUUCAUGCCCGAGCUACACCCUUGACGGAAGAUUCAAGUACGCUUGGCGCGAGGUCUUCGCCACCAACCCAGACAUGGAGCUGGUCUACAGAGACGGUCGUCCCUGGUGCUAUCGAGACAAAACCGCCCUGUAUAGCUGGUCUAUGCCUGUUUAUAUCGACCCUAACUACCCCAGUGGCGUGACCGUAACACCGCUCUUCCCAUCCUCUCUUCUCCCGGGCGAUAUGGAGAAGGCCCAAGCCUUAGCACAAGAGAACUCGCCCGUCAUUCUUCAAGGCUUCGAAAACACACUCGAUAACGAGCUGUACAUCGAGAGGGAAGAGUACUCCGAUCCAUCUUUCUCCCGAGAUCUCGAUAUGAUCCUCGCAGUUCGAGACCAGGAUGUCACUGCGUUCCAUGAACUCGAGCAUUUCAUCCGAACUGGACACUUUGCGUUUGAUGAUGCUUCUCCUCUUGUGGAGGAAGAUAAUGAGGAAGUCGAUGACUUGGACUGAGCUUCGCUCGAUAUAUUUCCAACAUGACUAUCUAUGGAGUGAUAGUUGCUAUUUGUUUGCCCCCUUUUCUUUUCUUUUAUUCAACAUUUCUCUGUAUCAUUUCAGCCGGUGUCUCGGGACACAGCAUAGGAUUUAUCUUCUCUUCUUUUCUCACUUCCUUCUUCCAUCUGGAAAAAGAAUAUCGACGCCCGCUUGAUUGUUGGACGGGACCUUGCAUCUGCAGUACUUGGUUGUUAUUCCUUAGGGAGCCAUCGCUUUAAAAGCUCUAGGUAGCUGGUCUGGUCUGCGUUGGUCUGGCAUGUAUUUACCGUUCUUUGAAACC
This is a messenger RNA of Aspergillus ibericus CBS 121593, 1800 nucleotides long. RefSeq names its product isocyanide synthase family protein. The transcript has 3 exons. The record is from RefSeq and is a predicted model, not a curated record. The coding region runs from base 66 to 1478 and encodes 470 amino acids. NCBI's taxonomy places the organism in Eukaryota, Fungi, Ascomycota, Eurotiomycetes, Eurotiales, Aspergillaceae.